Aaosphaeria arxii CBS 175.79 is the source of this 829-nucleotide messenger RNA. RefSeq lists its product as uncharacterized. The transcript has 4 exons. The record is from RefSeq and is a predicted model, not a curated record. Lineage: Eukaryota; Fungi; Ascomycota; Dothideomycetes; Pleosporales. Gene Ontology annotation, cellular component: mitochondrion. Gene Ontology annotation, molecular function: acetylpyruvate hydrolase activity. The coding region runs from base 94 to 798 and encodes 234 amino acids.
AAACGGAGAAACAAGUGUCUUUCAUUAACCUGAACAGCUGCAGUUCUCGUAGACAUUUUGUAGCUUCUUCCAAUUGGUAAUUUGAUAUUCGAAAUGCCUAGCAUACAGUCAAUUGCCCGCAGCUGCCGCAAGGUUAUGUGCAUUGGGCGCAACUAUGCUGAUCAUAUCACCGAGCUGAACAGUGCCCGUCCAAAACAGCCCUUCUUCUUCCUCAAGCCACCGAGCUCAAUCCUCCUACCUGGUGCAGGCCCUAUCCUUCGUCCCAAGGGGGUCAAUGUCCACUAUGAGGUUGAGCUUGCAUUGGUCAUUGGAAAGACUGUAAGAGAUCUUCAUCCUGAAGAUACCAAAGGCGCGUUGGCCGCCAUUCGAGGCUACCUUCUUGCGAUUGACAUGACUGCACGAAAUGUACAAGACGAAGCGAAGAAGAAGGGCCUUCCUUGGUCCAUCGCUAAGGGCUUCGACACGUUUCUUCCCGUCAGCAAUUUCAUUGAGCGGUCCCGCAUUCCGGACCCACAAAACGCUCAUCUCUGGCUGAGCGUCAAUGGGGAGACAAAGCAAUCCGACAACACAGAGCUUAUGCUUUUCAGACUUCCAAGGCAACUGAGCGAUAUCAGCCGUGUCAUGACUCUCGAAGAAGGCGACAUUGUUCUCACUGGAACUCCGAAGGGUGUUGGUCCAGUGAAAUCUGGGGAUGUAUUGAAAGCUGGGUUGAAAGUCGACGGUAAAGAUAUCGAGGAGGCCAACAUAGAAGUUUCAGUUGCAGACCGUGAAGGGCCCUAUGAGUUCAAAGAGACAUAAUUCAUAGAGCGAAUACAAUUGCAAUACGCCG